Molecule: messenger RNA, 1882 nt
Organism: Manihot esculenta (cassava)
Lineage: Eukaryota; Viridiplantae; Streptophyta; Magnoliopsida; Malpighiales; Euphorbiaceae
Product: pinin
Exons: 11
Coding region: 141-1424 (427 amino acids)
Cellular component (GO): catalytic step 2 spliceosome
Source: RefSeq, a predicted model, not a curated record
UUCCCAAACCCUCAAAAGGGUUUUCUCUCUCUAACGUGACCGCACCCCACGACUCUCACAGUCAGAGACAUAGUUCUUUGUCUCUGUAUUUUUUUAGGUCACUCAAUUUCCUGAAGCAACCUACCGCAACCACCCGCGAUAUGGGUACCGCCACCGCUAUCGACAAGACUGAGGAGGAGCUCCAGCGGGAGAUCGAUGAGCUCUUCCGCCAACAGCGCCAGAUUACUGAGCGGUUGCGUGAUCCCCGGGGACUCCGAAGAGGUGGGUUAUCUGGUGCUGGUCCUCGGAACUUUGCCGCCAAUGGGGUUCGCUCGCGAGGCUUUGUUCGACCUGCUGAUAGGAAUGAUGCAGAAGAUCAACAACCGGCAAAACGGCGGCUUUUGUCUGCCGUUGUGAAGGUGGAGGAUGGAGAGAUUGUUGAGGAUCCUGCAGUGUCAAAGGAUUUGAAGAAGGGGCAAUCAGUUGAGGAGGAAAAUGCUGGUGUUGCCAUAGAGGAUCAAAACGACGGAAAGCCAUAUAGUCUACAGCAGAGCGGUUGGUCCAGGAGGGAUGGCAAUCAGAGGGCAGGAAGGAGGGAGGCUGAACUUCCUGUUGCUGAGCCUGUGCCAAGGGUGUUGCCAAAGAACGAGGAUCCCAGUUUGGUUAGCAGAAAUAAGAGAAUGUUGGGGCAACUUUUAGGUACUUUGGAGAAAUUCCGGAAAGAAGAUAUGGAACUUUCUGGCACAGAGGCAUUUAAACAAAGGUCCAAUGCCUUGCUGAGGGCUGAGCAAAGAGCACGAGAAGAAAGUGAAAAGCUGAGGCAGCAAGAGCGUGAACAAAUUGCAGAAAAGAGGAGGAGGGAUUUGAUUCUUAGAGCACGGGUUGCUGCCAAAACAGAAGAAAAGAAGUUGGAAUUGCUGUUUCUUCGGUGGAGUGAGCACCAUAAAAAACUUUGCAAUUUUAUAAGGACUAAUGCGGAGCCUCCAAUCUAUUAUUUGCCUAACAAGCCACUAGAGGAAGAUGCAACCUUACUUGAGCAACAAAAAGAGCAGACAUUGUCGGAAUGGAAGGCUACUAGGAGAGAGGAACUGUCUGAAUAUCAGAAGCAGAUUGCAGAACAGUACCUUGGUAAUGUUGAAAAGGAUUUAGAAAGGUGGCAAAAUGCGAGGAAAGCAAGGAGACCAAACAAUGACGCAAAUUUACAAGAGACAAUGGACAAAGAAUUAGACACCCAUAGGCUUGAGCACGGUCCCAAGACAAGAAAGAUCCCCGGGGGAAGCAACAACGAAGAUGAGGAGGAUGUGGAGGAUAUCAAUGUUGGGGAAGAUGACAUGAUGGAUGAUGUGCUGGUAGUUGAUGACAAUGUUAGAAGGGACGAUGAAGCAGCCAAGCCUGAAACUGGUAGCACUAGCGGCAGUGCACCUCCUGAUAAUCUUGAUCAGUAAUUGAAGGCAUCCAAUAAAUCCUUCAGUCAGGUAUCAGUGAACUGUGCAAUAGUGAUAAGUCCAAGGAAGCAGUCUCUUACAUACAAGCAAUGUGGAUUUGAUGGACUGAGCGUCUGACUAGGCAGAACAUGGCCAAUAACAAAAAGGCAAAUAUUAAAAAAAAAAGAAAGAAGAUUUUUUCUUUUUUUCUUUCGUUUUCUCUCUGCUCUUGACUGAUUUUCCCACCUCCUCCUUAGAAACAGAGCAUGGAGAAAAGCAAAAGAGAAGGGUAGAAAGUAGAAAGCAUGUUAAGGUUGGAGAUACAUCAAUGGAGUUGAAUGAAAGGCAAAAGCAUGGCAAGGAAUUAGGUGGUAAGAAGGAGAAAUGGGGUUAAUUCUAAAUGGGAAAUCAAAGUGGUUUUUUCUCAAGAUUUAUCAGAUUUUUAUUCUUAUUUACUUCACCUGGAAGAAAAAAAGAAA